Messenger RNA from Phaeodactylum tricornutum CCAP 1055/1, 673 nucleotides. RefSeq lists its product with no specific name. Lineage: Eukaryota; Bacillariophyta; Bacillariophyceae; Surirellales; Neidiaceae. The coding region runs from base 107 to 466 and encodes 119 amino acids. Gene Ontology annotation, biological process: mitochondrial respiratory chain complex IV assembly. Gene Ontology annotation, cellular component: mitochondrion. The record is from RefSeq and is a predicted model, not a curated record. The transcript has a single exon.
CAAACGAGUAGGCAACAAAAACCAAUUGACAGUGUCCCUCUUUCGAGCCGUAAAUCUCCAGAUCUACAUUACGUGAAAAUCUGCUUCUCUGUAACGAUCUGUAAAAAUGGCGAAAGGCCGUCAGGGAUUCUAUUUGGAGGGCUGGAAGUUUGCCAUAUACCUGGUGAUUCCCAUCACUGCGAGUUGGUAUUUUAACGAUCCCGAACGGCGGAAGUCAUCGGCGGACUAUUGGAAAUACAUUCAAUAUCCGGCCAAUCCGAACACUAAUAUGAAAGAACAAUUGGAAGAUCUCCGAAAAAAACAAGCGCAGCGACAGGUCUACCGCGACCAAAUGCAGGAGUUGCAGGCACAAGCGGCCCGGUCACGACAAGAGGUUACGGAAGAGCUCGACAGCAACACUAAGCAAAGCUGGUGGAGAUGGGUUCCGUUUUCGGGUCGGAAAGAGUCGUCGCCGAAUCAAGAUUAGAAAUAUUGCGCUUUCUCAGAAACAGUGGUCCAACAAUAUGGAGCUGGAACUGGUCGAUUUGUGUUGUGGAUUAUGUUACUUUGUUGUUAGUGCGUAACAUUCGCCUGUCUAUAUAAAGCAGAAGUGCACUGAUCUUUUCGAGGGCUGAAAACUUUGUCAAGGCCGUGACAUAUCUUAUACAGUCUACUCUUUGAAAGACUGUCAGUC